Molecule: messenger RNA, 3142 nt
Organism: Leptidea sinapis
Lineage: Eukaryota; Metazoa; Arthropoda; Insecta; Lepidoptera; Pieridae
Exons: 20
Coding region: 227-3049 (940 amino acids)
Biological process (GO): positive regulation of flagellated sperm motility
Cellular component (GO): sperm midpiece; non-motile cilium
Source: RefSeq, a predicted model, not a curated record
AUUUGAUAAAACUGAUAAUGCUAGAGGUGAUUGCUUGGACUCCAGUAGUUCUUCGCAUACCCAAUACUUUGCUGAAGAAAAGUAUACUAAAGAAAUUAAGAGGAUAACUACUGAUGAAUAUGUUGGUAUAUCUGAAUCAAUCUCGGGGUCGGAUGAUUCAUUUCGUUGCAUACAUGGCCCAUCGGGGAAAAUAUACACUGAAGAAGGUCUUUUAAAAAGAAAUUUGAUGAAAAAUUUGGAUACAACUCUUGUUGAUCGCAAAUGGACUGACAAAUGUCCACCCUCGCAAGAUUGGGAUAUCGCAAAAGUGUUAGAAUUCUUGGUCCAAGAUCCAGUUGGAUGCGAACAGUUAGAAAGAUUGGAGAUGUAUUUGAUGGACUAUAUAAAAACCGCGGAAAAUGGCUUCAGAAUUGAUACGCUGUUAAGCCUUUGCAUAAUACUUGAAUAUCUCUUGGAAAAUGUUAAUAAGAAACAUAAUUUUAAGCAUAUAGUGACGUUACUUAUGAAAAACAUGGAGAAACCAAUAUUAUUUGUCGUAUCAUCGGAUGUUGUGACACAUAACAAAACUCUGCAGCAGUAUUUUAGUUAUUUGGGUUAUCUUUUGAUGAGCUUAGAAGAUGACCACAUGUUCGAUCUAAUAUCCCGCGCAGUAAUUUGGCAGAUGAGUUCGCCUAAUCGCUGCAGGGUUCAGGGUUCUGUACGGCCGUGCCACGUGUUGGCUGUGUGCAAUACAGUGUUUCAUGAAAUGGUGGUCAGAAUGCUCGCUGUCUCAAGAACGAAUAGAUACGAGACGUUUCUCAAGAUUGCAUGCAUUCUAGCUUGCGACUCCUACGAUAGCUGUAUUGAAAUGAUGAAGCAAAAUAUAGUAGAAAAUCUGUUCUAUCGCUUCAACCCGUAUUUUCCUCAUAAAAAUUUGCCGGCCUAUGAAAUUAAUCCAAAGGAUCCACAGGAUAUUAAUGUUAAAUUAGGUGAUAGCAGUAUUUAUAUGACGACUACAAUAACCUUGUUACUGGUACUUUUAAAAACAACUUUAGAUUAUUUGAAAGAUGAUUGCAAAAAGCAUCUAUUGUUACCGUGUCCCGAUGAAUACUCUAUCAGGUGCUUCAUUUGGGUCUAUCGCUAUGAAUGCCGCGCCAGGGACCACAAUAACGUGAGGAAUUCAUUAACGGUCAUCGCUGCGGCGCUGUAUAAAUGCUUCGGUGAAAGACUGAAUGGAUUCUCCUCGGUUUUAAUGUUAGAUGUCCUGGCGCUUUCUGUGUUGACAGAAGUUCCUCGGAGGAAUGACUGGACAAGAACAGUUAAUAUGAAUACCAAUCAAAUCGAUGUUCAGUUUAAGAAACUACUUAUUUACUUGUCCGUCGACUUUAUAAAAACGUGUCCCUCCAACUCAUUUAUGAUUGAGUCACAGUGCUGGCUAUUAGGGCUGAUGUGUCUGAUCGAUCCAGGUCUGUGCUCUCUGAGAGCUAAAUGGUCUUCAUCGUUGUAUGCGGAAAUUCGGAAAGUAACAUUACAAGCACUCGUGUGCACUUUGCCACGAAUGUCACCGGCGCUCAUUAACAGAUAUGGCAUCAUGAGAAGAUUGAUGUGGUAUAUAGAAUGGUAUACAGAGAGCCCAUAUGAGCUACCAGUACUGUAUUGGUGUGUCAGAGUUCUCCAAGUGUCAAUACACCGCAGAAGUGAUGCCGAAAGACGCCAAUCGUUACAAGACUUGUUCGAUACACACGGGAUCGUUGUGUUGAUGCAUCUGUGUUACACGCUCCUGAGCUUAAAGGACCCGCCAGUAGAGAGAAGCCAGGUUAUCAUAGGAGUUACUCUUCGUCUUCUCACAAGUGCAGUACAGCUGAACGCCAGACUCAAAUGCUGUGUUUACCCUGAGCUGGUGUGGCCCAAAACCAUCGUUAGAUUGGCCAGAACAAUGUUCGAUGCUGUACUAAAAGCGUUGAAUAAUCACUCUUUUAUAAGCGACAGGUGGCUGGUUAGUUUGCUAAAUUUUAUUUGGGAAGCGAUUGUGUGGACUCGGGAGUACAGAGAACUAUUUGUAGCUGACAAUGGUGUUUACAAACUUCUAGAUCUUAUUACAAUGACAAAGUCUUCAGUUCAAAAUUUGGCGCUUGCAAUACUGUGUGACAUAGCCAAGAGUGGUAUAGGACUCGGUCAGCUGAUAACGUGGAGGGCGAAGAUUCGUGCUUCAGAUACUCAACCAAUUGUCACCAAACGAGGCUCCACUAUAGCUACGCUUCUUGCAUCUGUAUUUCGUGAUGAAUGUCGAGCGUCAGGCCUGCACCUUGAUGAGCACGGUGUCAUCCAGAACCUGCAUCUUCCGUUAAUGACUAACCUGGUGAAGAAUACUUUGGCGACGGAUGGCGUUACGAAUACGGCAAUAGUUGGCACGCAAUUGAUUUGCGUCGCAGCUGAUCUUGCUGGCUCUCGCAUGUCCAAGGCUUAUGCUCUGUUACACUUGCUGUCAGAAGACCUGGCCUGGAAAGUGGAUAUAGCUGAUGAGAGCUAUAAAUUGUACAAAGAUAUCAAACUGCUGCCUGAUGACGAGGUUAUAUUAAUACUAUGUUACUACUUUUUGACAAUAAAACUUAAUGAGACGUGGUAUGAAAUUAAAUCUCAGAGCAGUGGAUAUUUACCAGAGGAUGAAGCGCUAUUGGAAGAGUUUGUUAACAUGAGCAAAGGUUGGACAAAAGAAAUUCAACGAAACCAACAAGACAUCAUUAAGCAAGCUAUGCAGAAAGAUUUGGAAGAAGAGAAGUCGUUGUACGCAUUCCUCGGCCGAGUACGGUUGAACAUAUCGCUUGACGCGCUGCGCGACGUACGCUGCAUCCAGCGCUCGGCGGACCGAAGCCUGCUGUGUCCCGCCAUGCUGCUGGAUGCUGUGGAGGCGCAUCACAGACGCGUGCACCUCGCAGAACAACUGCGAGCCGUGGUGCUGCGGACCUACGUCCCUCCGCUUGACGAUCAAAACACAACAGGACAGUACGUAAAAGUCUACAGUAUUUAUCCGAAGACCAAACCCAAACCUCGAGAUGACCAGUCCUGUUAAAUAUUAUGUUAUUUCUAAUAGAGAUUCAAUUAUUUAAAAAUAUACGUAAUUUAAAAUUAUCAUUUUAAUAUUAUAAAAAUUGUAAGCAGCAAA